Molecule: messenger RNA, 1629 nt
Organism: Pestalotiopsis fici W106-1
Lineage: Eukaryota; Fungi; Ascomycota; Sordariomycetes; Amphisphaeriales; Sporocadaceae
Exons: 4
Coding region: 1-1629 (542 amino acids)
Source: RefSeq, a predicted model, not a curated record
AUGGAGUCAGUACAAGCUCAAGCCAAGAAGCCAAAGGUCCGCACUGGAUGUGUCACUGCAAAGCCGAGCUGCACUCGCUGCAACUCGGGCGGCCGUAUCUGUGAGGGGUACAGUAUUCCAGAGAGAAAGAAGCAUGUUUUCAAGAAGAAGGCCAAUAUUAGGUUUUGGGGGGAUGCCGAAAAUGUAGCUCCUGCAGCUUUGAGACUCUUGCGACCUGUGGAUGCAGGCGUUCACGGCACUCAUGAUGAGCGCCUGUUCUUUCAUCGAUUCGAAGUGAGCGUCAAUGGGCUUCUACUUGGGAGUGGAACUCAGCGCUCAGCAUUCUGGACACGCCUCCUACCCCAGAUUGCUCAUUCAAAUGAGGCUGUCAAGCAUGCAUUAAUGGCCUUGAGCGCAGGGUUCCGGCUGAUGGAUUUUGAGAAAUCGCAAAACGGUCCAGAACACGAGGGGCAAAGGACAUCGGAUCACUUUGUCCUCUUGCAAUACAACAGAUCCAUACAGUUACUCAAGCGGCACACGGAGAAGGUGACAUUUGAAAACCUAGAGAUCAUCUUGAUCUGCUGCUUCGUCUUUGUCUGUCUAGAGACGGCUCGAGGCAACAACGAGGUAAUGCAGAUUCACCUGGCCAGAGGACUGGAUAUCAUCAGAAACCUCGUCUCGACCGACUUUUUUCUCUUUUGCAACAUAGAAGAGAGCGAUGUGAGAGUCCCUCGGUUAGAAAGGGAUGCACGCCGGCAAGGCUUUCGGCCAUCUCGUCUGUCGAGGGGCGAGUGGAAUCAGCUUCUGCGAUAUUUUGGUGAGUAUGAGCUUGGAGCAUACAUAUACAACAAGGACAGUGUGCCCUCGAUUAGCAUGCGGAUACUCGAGCUGGACGAUCUCUUGGUAGCCGAGGUGCCCGAGUUUCGCAGCCAGGAAGAUGUUUCUGCUGCCUACACGAACUGGACCUUCAACGUUUUUGCACUGCUGCAUGAAACAGAGCCGUACAGAGGCAACGCUGAGUGGUGGUCACAGUCCAGGCAAAGCCAUUUGUACACGAAAGUAUUGUCAUGGGGACGACAGCUCCAGCAGCGAGUAGAAGAGUUCAUGGGUGGCCCACAAGGACCCAAGUCUGACGGGUCCAUUGAGUACUGCAAGCUCUUGAUAGACAGAGCGCAGGGGCGUUCGUUGUUGCCAGCCGUGGAGUGGAUGCCCUUCCGGUACACACGAGGACAGGUCUUUGAGGGCUACGAGGCGUUGCAAAGACAAACCGUGGAAGACUGGGAAGAAAUCAUCAGACACUUUGGCAGUCCUGAUCGCGUUCCUGACUUGUUUCUGGGAGUGACGGGGAUCCGAGCCAUGAUGCAUUGCUCCAUGUUUCAUGCCUGCGAUCCCGAUACCAGGCGAAGAUCCAGAGAGGUGGUCAGCUUCUUCAAGGGCAAGCAGAUGCAAAUGUUCCACGCGGCGACGAUGCUGCAGUUGUUUGAUGACAAUGGGGUGGGUGAAGACGAUUGGUUACUGCCAGGACAGGAGCUGUUCGAGUCUGGGGGAUCCUGUUGGUUGAUUGAGGACGAGAAUCGUGUCCCAGAUCCGGCAGAGUCUGGGUACCCUGGGGCAGGGCACAACUGGGUUUAUGAGUCCCAUUUCAUCUAG